AUGCCAGAGCGUUAUGUCACCAUCGAACGAAACGGUCCGCUUGCACUCGUACGAUUUGAUCGCAAAAAGAAUCUGAACGCUUUUGACAGCCAGCUUAUUCUUGAGCUCACCGACGUUGCCAGGUCGUUCCACGAUGACCUGGACACCAGAGCCGUUGUACUGACCGGCUCAACCGAUUAUUUCUCGGCCGGCGCUGAUCUGGAAGACCUGGCUUCCCGCAAUGACCCAAACCUUUCCGACCUGGAAAGGCGGCAGAUAUUCUAUCGCGGCGGCAGGUUGUGCGAUGCCUGGGAGUCCAUGCCACAGAUCACCAUCGCGGCUAUGGAACGACUUGCAGUCGGUGCCGGUGUAGCUUUACCGCUGGCAUGCGACUGGCGGGUGAUGGGAAAAAGUGCCUACCUCUACGUACCCGAGGCUAAAAUCGGCCUGAAUCUGCAGUGGGGGGCGCUGCCUCGACUGAUAAACCUUGUUGGGCCAGCCCGUGCCAAGCGCAUAUGCCUGUUGUGCGAACGUAUGGAUGCACAAACCGCGCUUAACUGGGGGCUUAUUGAAGAAAUCGCGGCUGACGGAGAAGCGGCAGAUGUGGCCAUGGAACUUGCGCGUCGGGUUGCAGAAAUUCCACCGGUAGCAGCCAGUAUGAUUAAGGAAGCGGUCAACUCCACGACGACUGCGCUCAAUCGCAUUGCCAGUUACGCCGAUGCAGACCAGAGCCAGCUCAGCGCAGCAACCAAAGAUGCCCGUGAAGCCAGCGACCGUUUCAAUAAAAAGUAG
Symbiodinium necroappetens is the source of this 771-nucleotide messenger RNA. The record is from the annotation of a GenBank genome assembly. Lineage: Eukaryota; Dinophyceae; Suessiales; Symbiodiniaceae.